Molecule: messenger RNA, 2850 nt
Organism: Amphibalanus amphitrite
Lineage: Eukaryota; Metazoa; Arthropoda; Thecostraca; Balanomorpha; Balanidae
Product: dolichyl-diphosphooligosaccharide--protein glycosyltransferase subunit 1-like
Exons: 10
Coding region: 210-2003 (597 amino acids)
Cellular component (GO): membrane; oligosaccharyltransferase complex
Source: RefSeq, a predicted model, not a curated record
AAAUACGCUAUCGCUACAAUACAUAUACUAGAUUGCCUCGUAGGCACUUGGAAUUGCGAUAGACAAAUAUUGCGCACAAGAACCGACCGGCGACCGCUCUCACUGCCGAGGCGGCAUGUUGCAGGCGUGAAAUAUAUAUUUCGAUUAGUUCUUUUUCUUUACGGAUUAAUUGGUUUUUGCGUAGUUUUCUGGUCGAAGAAUUCAACAUAAUGUUAAAACACGUUUCAAAAGUGGUACAAGUCUUUGCAAUCCUUAUCGGAGUAUCGCUUGUCUCCGGAAGUGGAUCUGUAGUUAUCAAAAAAGCGGAAAGAACAAUUGACAUAUCUUCUCAGCUCAUAAAAGUCAAUGCAAUCAUUACUUAUGAAAACAGUGAUGCAAAACCGAUAUCAUCAAUCCUAUUCUCAUCUGAUCCAGAGUGGAAGGGUGACCUGUCAUUCAUUGCUGCCAAGGUUGGCAAUGAGGCAUUGGAUGUGAAGCCUAUUGAAAUCUCCAGCAAGCCAGGUGUGAAGCAUUUCUCUGCCACACUGCCCAAGCCCCUGGCUCAGGGGCAAACAGUCAAGGUUGAGGUGGAGAAGGUGUACAGCCAUGGCCUGGAGCCGUUCCCGGCAGAGAUCAGCCAGGCUGACAAACAGCUGGUCCGCUUCGUGGGCAACCACUACGUGUUCACGCCGUACCCGGUGCAGCAGCAGACCACCAAGGUGCUGCUGGCCUCUGCCAACGUGGAGAGCUACACCAAGCUGAAGCCCAGCCAGCUCACAGACACCACCAUCACCCUGGGGCCGUACGAGAACGUACCAGAGUACUCACGGAGCGAGCUGGUGGUGCACGCCGAGAACAACUCGCCGUUCCUGGCGGUGACGCGGCUGACCCGGCACAUCGAGGUCUCCCACUGGGGCUACAUCUCGGUCGAGGAGACGGUCGACGUGCGUCACGUGGGCGCCAAGCUGCGCGGCUCCUUCUCGCGCUUCGACUACCAGCGCGAGCACAACAGCGGCGUCUCCAGCGUGCAGCAGUUCAAGACGUCGCUGCCGGCCGCCGCCCAGGGCGUCUACUACCGGGACGAGAUCGGCAACAUCAGCACGUCGCGGAUGCGCGUGCUGCCCGACGAGGUGGAGCUGGAGCUGCGGCCGCGCUUCCCGCUGUUCGGCGGCUGGCGCACCCACUAUGUGAUCGGAUACACGGUACCCGUCUACGAGUACCUGUUCCGCAGCGGCGAGAACUACGUGCUGAGUAUGCGCCUGCUGGACCACGUGUUGGACGACAUGGUGGUGGACGAGCUGGAGGUGUCGGUGGUGCUGCCCGAAGGCGCCUCCGACGUGCAGCUGCAGACGCCCUACCCCGUCACACGCCGGCCGGACUCUCUGCUGCUGACCUACCUGGACAUCACCGGCCGGCCCGUCAUCAGCGUCACCAAGACCAACCUGGUGGAGAACCACAUCCAGGAGUUCCGCAUCGGCUACCGCUUCCCCGUCUGGAUGACGGUGCGCGAGCCGCUCAUGGUGGUGGUCGCCUUCCUGCUGCUCUUCCUGCUAGUCAUCAUCUACGUGCGGCUCGACUUCUCCAUCAGCCAGGAGGAGGGCUCGGCCGUCCGUGAGAAGGUGGCCAGUCUGUGUGACAAGGUGCGCGCGCACCACGACACGCGCUGCGGCCUCUACCAGAACAUGGAGGACAGCAUCGCCAAGGCCAAGACCAGCAAGGACACCGGCGCACUCCAGGCGAUUGUGAAGACGCUGAGCGCCGGUCUGAAGUCGGAGGCGGCUGCCAUCGCCGGCCUGCAGGAGCAGAUCCGCGCCGACGGGGCGGCAGAGACCGCCGAGCGGAUCGCCGAGCUGCAGCGGCAGGACAAGACGCUGCGCGAGCACCUGACCCAGCACGCCACCAUCGCCGAGCGCCUGCUAGCCGGCAAGCUGGCCAAGCCGCAGUUCGUCGAGCAGGAGGCGCAGCUCAACCGCAAGAAGGAGGAGGCCGUCCAGCGGAUGGAGGCCGUCGUGGCGUCCCUGUAGACGCCGCCGCCGCCGCCGGGCCGAGUCGCUCAGAGACUCACUCCGGCCGGAGGAGUCAGAGUCGCUCGCCGGCCGGCCGAGUCGGAGUCGCUCGCCGGCCGGCCGAGUCAGUGCCGGUGUGCGGUGCGGAGGCGCGGCCCGCACCGGCCUGUGGACCGCUCGGGGAUCCGCCGAGGACUGUCUGCGGGCGGCCCUUACCUGCCGGGGACCGCCGGGGCCUGUCAGUGGGAGCGGCGGCCGCCUCGUCAGUGUGUCCACUGCCUGCCUGUCGUCCGCCGCGUGCGCUGGUGUUUGUGUGUCUGUGUGUGUCCGAUCAGAGGCGCGGUUUCGUUACCCCGUUGGGUGAGGGAGUUCUGUGUGUGCACGCCUCACUGGCCACCCUGGCGCCGGGGAGGCCGAGUGAGGGCGUGGGCUCCUCCGCCGCGCCGGGCGGUAGGAACUGGGGCGACCAUCAGUGCACCGCACGAUCACAGCACUCUAAAAUCCCCGGUCCUAAUGUGAAAGUACAGUCAAUUUGUUAGCGGGGUGUCUGGUGUAUCGAUUUUCUAACCAAUCCUAGAUUGCCGGUGCGAUGUGGUGAUUGGGCGGUGUGGUGUGCGGGGUGGGGGGCGCCGGCCGCCCGUCACCAGCACCGCACCAGCGUCCGCCGCCGGCGGGCGAGCUCUCAAACGGCCUGUGGUACGCUCCUCCUCCUCGCUGAGAGGGCUGGGAGCGGGUGUGUACGUGUGUGGGGUGGGGUGGCCGCCGCAGCGCCGGCGCCCGGGCGGGCUGUCCGCCCGGACAGGCGCCGCGCCGGAGCCACUUCAAACUUGUGCUGUUCUUUUUAAUACACAUUCCCACGGCCUGG